This is a messenger RNA of Podospora pseudocomata, 2211 nucleotides long. RefSeq lists its product as uncharacterized. NCBI's taxonomy places the organism in Eukaryota, Fungi, Ascomycota, Sordariomycetes, Sordariales, Podosporaceae. Gene Ontology annotation, cellular component: cytoplasm. Gene Ontology annotation, molecular function: zinc ion binding; ubiquitin protein ligase activity. The coding region runs from base 1 to 2211 and encodes 736 amino acids. The transcript has a single exon. The record is from RefSeq and is a predicted model, not a curated record. Gene Ontology annotation, biological process: Ras protein signal transduction; protein ubiquitination.
AUGCCGUCCUAUUCCUAUCAUUUAAUCUUCGAGCUCUAUGCGACGCCCGAUCCCACCACCUCUGCCGUCGCCGAUACCAUCAACGACAUCUGGGUCCCCACCCCAACCUGCCCGACAAUCUUUGACGAUCUCCCCUCUCACACUCCACGCAGCGCUCGCCCGCCUUCUCCUCGACGUCUUCCAUUUCGACCGAAUCAUCAGAGUCACCAUCUCUACGAAGCCGGACCAAGCUCCGUUCCCCCACCAGACUUUUCCUACGCGUCAGGCAAGGUAAUCGACUGCGGCCGCCACCGAGGAACAACAAACGUAGAGCCCAACGAAGAUAUCACCCCGAACCCCGCCACCAAGCGACGCAACAUUGUUCACGUAAGUGAGCGUCAGUGGCGCGAGAGAGAGACCUCAGCCGACAUCCCUCUCAAGCCCGAAAUUCAAGGGAUAGGGCCCAACAAGGCAACCAAAGACUGGCGAUUCGGGCGCAUCAACAUUGAGAGCUUCGAUCCCGCGUCUGUCCCAUCAAACAACGGAAAGGCGAAAGAAGUCAUCAUGGAGGGACACGGCAGGCAGCCGGCGGCCAGCCUAGGUCCUAACCUAGGCGGCAUGGGACAAAACACCAAAGGCCGUUACAUUCCAGCAGUAAACACAAAGAACACGGAAGCUGGUUGGGGAAUCGUACAUCUAUACCGGGAAGCCGACGAGUUCUCGGCGCUGAACUCACCACCCCCAAUACCACCCCCACCAGGACUACAAGACAGCGGGGUUGGCGAGGAGGGAACAGUUUUGUGUAUCCCAGCGGUGCCAUCCUACAUGUCACCAUCGGAUUUCUUGGGGUUCAUCGGUGAGCCCUGGAGGGGAAGCGUAAGCCAUUACCGAAUGGUCUCGACAAGCAGGAUGAACCGGUACAUGGUCCUCAUGAAGUUCAAAGACAAAAAGACGGCCACGGAAUGGAGAAAAGAGUUUGACGGGCGGCCAUUUGAUACCUUGGCAGAGAGCGAGAUAUGUCAUGUCACGUUUAUCAAGAGCAUCACUGUCGAGACACCAGGAAGAAAAGGGAGUGAAGGCGCCGGGGUGGGAAAGGGAGAGACUGGCAUGAUCAAUUCCCUUCGCCCUUUCCCACCACCAACACCAAGUCUAGUCGAGCUGCCUACCUGCGCGGUUUGUCUCGAGAGAAUGGACGACACGGCCGGGUUGAUGACGAUUUUGUGCCAACACGUGUUUCACUGCACGUGUCUCCAGACAUGGAAGACGAGGGGCUGCCCUAUCUGCAGGGCGACGAACCCGCUCACGAAGCAGCAGCAGGAGCUUGAUGAUGAAGGGAACCCCUACGCGAAGCCGUUUGGGCACGGGGUUAGUAAUUUGUGCAGUGUGUGCGACGCGCCCGACAAUCUCUGGAUCUGCCUGAUAUGCGGCAAUGUUGGGUGCGGGAGGUACCAGAGGGGGCAUGCGAAGGAGCAUUGGAAGGAGACGGCGCACAGUUUUAGUCUGGAGUUGGUGACGCAGCACGUGUGGGAUUAUGCGGGUGACAUGUGGGUGCACAGGUUGAUUAGGGAUAAGGGGGAUGGGAAGGUGGUUGAGCUGCCUAGUGGUAAUACUAAUACUGCUGGGAGUGGGAGGGGGGAGGAUAUGGAUGUUGUGCCAAGGGCGAAGUUGGAGAAUAUCGGGUUGGAGUAUACGCAUUUGCUGACUAGUCAGUUAGAGAGUCAGAGGGUGUAUUUUGAGGAGAUGGUGAAUAAGGCUGCGGACAAGGCGACCAAGGCGGCGGCGGCGGCGGAGAAGGCUGCGGGACAGGCGAAGGAGGCGUUGAGGGAGUUGGGGGAGCUGAGGGAGGUGUGUAGGGUUUUGAGGGAGGAGACGGUGCCGGGUUUGGAGAAGGAUUUGGCGAGGGAGAAAGCUAGGGGGCAGAAGAGUGCGGAGUUGGCGAGGAGUUUGGGCAAGGCUUUGCAGGAGGAGAAGCAGGUCACCAAGGGGUUGAUGGAGAGGAUUGAACAUUUGAAGAAAGAGGGGGAGAAGAACGCGGCGUUGGUGGAGGAGUUGAGACAGGAGAACGAGGGGCUGAAAGAGAUGAAUCACGAUUUGACCAUGUUUAUCAGUGGGCAGGAAAAGCUAAAGGAAAUGGAGAAGGAGGGGCAGCUACAGGAGGGCGAGUUGGAAGAGGGGACGGUGGGAGUUGCUGAGGGGAGUAAGAAGAAGAAGAAGGGGAAGAAUAAGAAGUAG